AUGAUCUCCCACAUGGAUCAGAAGGAGGAACUGUGGUUCUCCCACCUCCACGCCUACAAAGGGAAGACCGUUCUGAGUGGCACCUGUCCAGCUGAAGAUGGGAUUGUGAGCAAGAAAGAGGAAAAUGCCCACCAAGGCAUCCCCGGGCCAGUGGAGCCCAAAGGUUUACUCUUGGGACUCUCUAAGGAGAACAGUUCCCAGAGUCCUGCACAGGACCCAGUCCUCCCACGCAGGUCAGAAAGGGUUCAGAGACCUCUGGGGAAGAGACAAAGCCGAGUGAUGCUGCGUGGAAAAAGUUUCAGGAGGCUGCCAGAUAUUAUCCAGCAGAGAAAUCCUUCUGUGGGGAGACUGACGAUAUGUGGGGACUGUGGGAAGAGCUUCCGGGUGAGCUCCAACCUCGUCCAGCAUCGGAGAAUCCACACUGGAGAGAAACCCUUUGCCUGCACCGAGUGCGGGGAGAGUUUCCGGCAGCGGUCGCAUCUCAUCCAGCACCAGAGAAUCCACACAGGGGAGAGGCCCUACAAGUGCUCUGAGUGUGGAAAGAGCUUCAGCAUGAGCUCAAAGCUGAUCCGGCACCAGGUAACCCACACCGGCGAGAAGCCCUACAAGUGCGCCGAGUGCGGGAAGAGCUUCUCCGGGAACUCGCAGCUCAUCCAGCACCAGCGAGUGCACACCGGUGAGAAACCCUACGAGUGCAGCGACUGUGGGAAGAGCUUCAGUGUGAGCUCAGCCCUGACACGUCACCAGCGGGUCCACACCGGGGAGAAACCCUACGAGUGCACAGAGUGUGGGAAGAGCUUCAGCCAGAGCUCCGAGCUCCCGGGGGAGAAGCCAUACGAGUGCUCCGAGUGCGGGAAGAGCUUCACCGUGAGUUCAGCCCUCAUCCAACACCGGCGUUUCCACAUGGGUGAACGCCCCUACGGGUGCACGGAGUGUGGAAAGAGCUUCACUGUGAGCUCCCACCUCAUCCAGCACCGCCGCUUCCACACCGGGGAGCGCCCCUUUGAGUGCACCGAGUGCGGGAAGAGCUUCCUGUGGAGAUCAGCCCUGCUCCGGCACCACCGGGUCCACACAGGGGAGAGGCCCUACGCCUGUGCUGACUGCGGGGACAGCUUUCGGCAGAGCGCCCACCUCAUCCAGCACCGGCGCAUCCACACCGGGGAGCGUCCCUACGCUUGUGCCGACUGCGGGAAGGGCUUCACCGUGAGCUCUGCACUCCUCCGCCACCAGCAGAUCCACAGGGGUGGGGAGCCCUAG
Molecule: messenger RNA, 1257 nt
Organism: Pelecanus crispus (Dalmatian pelican)
Lineage: Eukaryota; Metazoa; Chordata; Aves; Pelecaniformes; Pelecanidae
Biological process (GO): regulation of transcription by RNA polymerase II
Molecular function (GO): RNA polymerase II cis-regulatory region sequence-specific DNA binding; DNA-binding transcription factor activity, RNA polymerase II-specific
Source: RefSeq, a predicted model, not a curated record